Molecule: messenger RNA, 379 nt
Organism: Acaulospora colombiana
Lineage: Eukaryota; Fungi; Glomeromycota; Glomeromycetes; Diversisporales; Acaulosporaceae
Source: the annotation of a GenBank genome assembly
AUGGCAUCUCCUGAACUUGAAGAACUCUACCAGAAACUUCAACAUGUUACGAAAAUCACUCCAAAUUAUGCUCAAGUCCCGGUCGAGUUAGGGUUUAAUUGGGAUGAAAUAGCAGAAUCUGCUAAAGACGUUGAAGGGGAAUUUUAUUUAGUGGCAUUUAGAUCUACUCGUAGGGCUGACGCCGAUAAUAAAUUGCUAUACGAGGCUGAUGAUAAAGCUUAUGAUGAAGCAAAACUUAGUGAUGGAUUUGUUAAGUACUGGUGUGGAGAAUUGAACGAACGUCGAGAGUGUUUGUCGUUUUGCAUUUGGGCAAAUCACGAUUGCGCUCGAAAAUCGGCAUCGAAACCACAUCAUGCAGUUGCCAUUAACUUGGCCGCUA